Molecule: messenger RNA, 171 nt
Organism: Dovyalis caffra
Lineage: Eukaryota; Viridiplantae; Streptophyta; Magnoliopsida; Malpighiales; Salicaceae
Source: the annotation of a GenBank genome assembly
AUGUCUGAUAGAGACAGAGAGAGCAUCAUUUUGCUUCGCCUUUCAAUUCCCAUCAUCCAGCAUGCAGCAGCUAUGACAUUAAGAACAUAUCCAGCGGAGCUUACCCUGACUGUUUUGGUCUGCCUUGUGGCAGCCUUAGAGGGCACCAUAUUUGCUGUUUUUAAGGAAUGA